Molecule: messenger RNA, 1623 nt
Organism: Cuscuta europaea
Lineage: Eukaryota; Viridiplantae; Streptophyta; Magnoliopsida; Solanales; Convolvulaceae
Source: the annotation of a GenBank genome assembly
GGGAAUUGCACAAACCCGUCACCAAUUUUAGCAUAAAUGUAUUUGCAACACAUUUAUAUCGUCACACAGAAGUGAAAGAACCAUUACACAAUACACAUUUGUCGGCCAAAGCGUAUCGGCAGUGGGGACUGCGGAAACUGUCCCAGUGAGUUCUUUAACAAGAAAUUAAAGAAUAAAUGACAUUUCCAAAACUAUGACGCAUUUUACCUUUUCCAAAAAUAUGAUUCAAAACAAAUAUGACCGUGCCCUUCUCCUGUGUAAAUGGUUCUGAGGCUCUUCAUCUCCUUUAAGGCUCGAAGAAGAACGCUGCUCGAAGACGCGACGCCGCCAUCUCCGCGCAUCGCGACGCCGCCAUCUCCACGCAUCGCGAAGCCGCCAGUAUCCUCUGGCUCGCCAUCGCGCUCGAACCAUACUUCUGUUUCUUCUAUUUCUAUCUAGCGAUGCCGAGCUCAAAUGGCCAGGGCAAUUCCGAGCACAGAUUGUCGCCAUCUUCUUCAACUCCGCAUCGAAUUCCGUCACUCGGUGCCUUCUUCUUCAGGGUUGGACUCCGUCUCUCAGUGGAAGGCCAGAUUCUAUCACUCGUUGGAUUUGACCUUCAAAUCAGCGACGCGGGCGGUGGCUUGGUAUCCAGAUCUGGGCGGACGAAAACAGAUCUGAGAGAUGGGAGAUCAUCGGAAGAGAUAGGUGGUCAUCAGUGUUUACCGGCGGUGGUGGCGGAGAUAUGUGGUCAUCAGUGUUUACCGGCGGUGGUGGCUAGCGGUGGUCAGAAUAAUUGUAAGAAGUUACCGGCGGUGGCGGCUAGCGGUGGUCAGAAUAAUUGUAAGAAGUGUCCGGCAGUUUCUGGCAACGUGUCUGGGCUAGUGACCGGAGUUGGGUGGAAGGUACCGGAUUAGUGAUAGGAGUCGGGUGGAAGUCACUGAAUUAGUGACCAGAGUUGGGUGGACGUCACUGGUUAGUGACCGUAAUUGGGUGGAGUCACUGCUCAGUGACCGGAACUCACUGAGAUAGUGACUGACGGUGGUGCCGGUGCCGGUGGUGGUGUCAGUGACGGCAGCGGAGGUGUCUGUGAUGGCAGCGGUGGUGUCGGUGAUGGCAGUGGCGGUGCUGGGGUCGGCAGCCACAGGGGUGUUUCUGGCUGCAAAGAAAUAUUAUUAAAAUAAUAAAUGUCUGAUUAAAUAUACAGACAUUUAGUUGUCUAAUAAAUAGGAUUAAAACAAUAAACAAAUGCACAAAUAGGACUUCCAUGUUUCAUGGGACUAAAAAUGUAUUUAAUUGACAAAAUUGUCCUUAAUGAUUUCUAAUCUAUUUAGUUGACGGCGAAGGAGGAGGAGGAGGAGGCCUGGAAUAAGUGGAGUGAUGAUCGGCAGAGGAACCAUUGAAAUCGAGAUCGAGAGAGACGCAGGGGAGAAGCGCAACUGCUUAGAUCGUGAUGGAGUUGAGUUAUAGAAAUUUAGGGUUAUAAUAUUAUUAUACAAAAGGGUAUAAUGUUAAUUCAGAGUCCUAUUUAGGGAAUAAAAAACGUUUGGUCCUAUUUGCGCAUUUAUGUUUACUAUUAGUCCUAUAUAGGGCAAUUACUUUUAAAUAUAAGCAAUAAAUGACUUUUAGUCACUUUUUUGGAAAAAU